GCGAGAGCACCCGGCUGUCAAUCCGGCACGCGCGCGCACCCCGGCGACCGAGGCAGCCGGUCGGGUGGCGCACGGAGUUUCUGAAAGCCGUCCGCCGGCCGCUCCCAGCUCUUUCGGCCGGGCAGAGCGCCCAGCCCUCUCUUUGGCCGCCUUGGCGCCAAGCUCCUCGGGGCUGCUGCGCGGGACUCCGGUUCGGAGGCAAACCCCGCCGCCGCCCUCGACCCGACCCUGCGUGAGGCGCGCGCGCCGUCGGAACGAUGGGCCUCUUCGCCAAGAAGAAGAACGCGGGCGGCGCCUUCAGCCCCGAACAACAAAAUUUCUUGGACGCCUUCGACGGUUCCAGUGACGACGACGACAUCCUCUCCCCGGAUCAGCGCGAGCUGGCCAAGGUCUCGGUGGAUAUGACGCUCGCCGGGCCGCGCCUGGACACGCCGCCGCUGCUCGAGUCGGACUCGGAUUCGGUAGCGUCGGACGACGAAGGGUGCACUUAUGAGGUAGAGGCGCCGUCCGGGAAGCUCGGCGUCGCGUUUGAAAGUCGCAAGUCGACGAUUGUCAGGGAGGUCUUUUUUGACUCGCCGCUGGUUGGCGAGAUCCGGCCCGGCGACACCCUGCAGAGCGUCAACGGUAUCCAAGUAAAUGGUGCGAACUACUUGAUCCACGUCGCGGCGGCCGACAACGGAACUUCGAGAAAACUCGGCUUCAUCCGGGGCAAGCGGCGGACGCCCGUGGUCUCCCCACCGAAGCGGCGGCGGAGCGUUAUCAUACAAAAGGGCACGCUCGUGGAAUUAUUAGCAGCGGACGAGGUCGAGACCCUGGUCCAAUUCCGAGAGCCUGAGGCUUUUACGGACGCGCAUAAACGGUGCUGCGGCGGCGUUUUUUCCGUGCUCGAGCACUCUUUGGACAGAGAUGCGUUGCGGUUGGACUGCCCUUCAGAACCUUUGUGGUUCCCGCGCCAGGCGUGCGUCGUCGACACGUGGACCCAGAAUGAUGAUCUCAGCGGAGAUUUGCAGCGCGUGUCGCUCGACGGGAGCGGGGACUGGUACUAAUAUCCAUACUAUU
Pelagomonas calceolata is the source of this 1059-nucleotide messenger RNA. NCBI's taxonomy places the organism in Eukaryota, Pelagophyceae, Pelagomonadales, Pelagomonadaceae. The record is from the annotation of a GenBank genome assembly.